GCUACUGCAGGUCCGUAAAGUCUUCUGUUAUUCGCCCACGCACUUUGGCUUCCACACCAACCUCCUACCGACGUCGGCCAUGGGCCGGUUCCCGACGAUAGGAUCCCCAUGUGCUGUUACCUUAUCUAGCACUAAAAGCGUGAGCGAAAAAAAUUCAUAGCGGCUGAAGGAGAGAAAUCUUACUAGCCGCUAAGCAGCGACCUGGACUUGAAGCCAUUAUAAAGGCCCACCUCAUUCCAGAGAGCUUUUACCCUCUUUCCUCUCAUACUACUAUCAAUUUAUACUACUACCCAAAGCAAACAAUCUUAGCACCAUCUGCCAACCCUCACUAUGAAGUUCACUAGCUUCGCCAUUGCCGGUCUCAUUGGCUGCACUGCUGCCUUGCCUCCAUUUGCCGCUUCUUCUACUCCGUCCAGCUCUGUUUCUGUUUCUGUCACCCCGAGCGCUUCCCCCAGUUCAUCCAGCAUCGCCUUCGUCGGUCUUAGCAAGCGCUCUGAGACCCCUUCAAGCUCUGCAACUCCCUCCAGCUCGGCCUCUAUCGCUACCCCAUGGGUAUUCCACAAGCGUCAAUUUGCCACUCCCUCCAGCUCUGGUAUUGUGUCCAGCUCUGCAACGCCAUCCAGCUCCUCUUUCGCUGCCCCAUGGGUCUUCCAUAGACGCCAGUUCGCCACCCCCUCCAGCUCUGCGACUCCUUCUAGCUCGGCUUCUGCCACCCCCUCAAGCUCCGCUACUCCUUCGAGCUCUGCGUCCGUAACUCCCACCAGCUUCGCCGUCCAGAAGCGCAAGUUCUCCGGCUCCAGCAGCUCUUCUUCCGCCUCGCCUUCGUCGUCUGCUACUCCUUCCUCCGCGACUCCUUCUCCCUCUGCCUAAGCCCUAGAGGUUUGGAGUAUUGCCAUAGGAGCAUUCGUCAUGCCUUACCACAUGGAGUACAUUACAUCCUGUACUCUCCUCUCGUACCGCCCGG
This is a messenger RNA of Aspergillus pseudonomiae, 964 nucleotides long. RefSeq lists its product as uncharacterized. Lineage: Eukaryota; Fungi; Ascomycota; Eurotiomycetes; Eurotiales; Aspergillaceae. The record is from RefSeq and is a predicted model, not a curated record. The coding region runs from base 331 to 870 and encodes 179 amino acids. The transcript has a single exon.